Messenger RNA from Microsporum canis CBS 113480, 1287 nucleotides. RefSeq names its product metacaspase CasB. The coding region runs from base 1 to 1287 and encodes 428 amino acids. NCBI's taxonomy places the organism in Eukaryota, Fungi, Ascomycota, Eurotiomycetes, Onygenales, Arthrodermataceae. Gene Ontology annotation, molecular function: cysteine-type endopeptidase activity. The transcript is spliced from 6 exons. The record is from RefSeq and is a predicted model, not a curated record. Gene Ontology annotation, biological process: proteolysis.
AUGUCUUACUGGCAGAACACCAUACCCUUUAACGAGGGCGCAGGCGGCUACUAUCAGCAACAACCUCCGCCUCAGCCGCAAUAUCAGCAGCCAUACCAGCAGCCGUACCAGCAGCAAUAUCAACAUUCGCCGUAUCAGCAACCAACAUACCAACAGCCGCCAUACCAGCAGAACCUGACACCACAACCCCAGUACCCAUAUCCAUAUCCCUCCGGAGAACUAACGACUUCUCCAAGCGCGCCCUCACCCACGCCCAGCUACCAUCAGCAGCCACCACCAUCACCACGUCCUCCAUCCCAUCAGCAGUCAUACCCUUCACAAGAACCGCCGCGGGCGCCUCCAUCCCCUUACCCCGCCAAUAACGGAAACGGCGGCAACCACCAUCACACGCCUCCUCCUCCACCACAGAGCAGCCAGAGUUUCGGCCAUGGUGCUCCAUCGUCAUACCGCUUCAAAUAUUCGACUUGCUCUGGCCGGCGCCGCGCUCUUCUCGUCGGGAUAAACUACUUUGGACAAGGAAGGCCGCUAAAGGGCUGCAUCAACGAUGUAGCACGCAUGUCAACGUUUUUAAAUCGCUCCUAUGGCUAUCGUCGCGAGGACAUGGUAAUUCUCACAGACGAUCAGGCGAAUCCCAUGAGUCAUCCGACGAAAGCGAAUAUGAUUCGCGCAAUGCACUGGUUGGUUGCGGGGUUUGAUGAAGUGAUAUACCCGGUCGACUACCAGAAAGCCGGCCACAUAGUCGACGAUGAAAUGCAUUCUAUCAUGCUAACCGCCAUCUUUGACUCCUGCCACUCUGGAACCGCCCUGGAUCUCCCAUUCCAAUACUCCACGCAAGGUGUUCUAAAAGAACCCAACCUCGCCAAAGAAACUGCUUUGGACCUCUUAAGUGCCUUCAAAAGCUAUGAAAGCGGUGACAUUCGUGGCGUAGCUAAUACGACAAUCGGCCUAUUCAAAAAGUUAACCAUCGGCGAUUCAGCUCGUCAGAAGACGCUUAGGACCAAGACAUCGCCGGCAGAUGUAAUCAUGUUAUCUGGUUCGAAAGACACACAGACAUCAGCGGACACCGUCGAAGGUGGUUCUGCACAGGGUGCGAUGAGCUGGGCCUUCCAGGAAGCAUUAUCCAAGAACCCUAAGCAGAGCUAUAUACAGCUUCUAAACAGCAUUCGAGCAGAGUUGAGCGGCAAAUAUUCUCAGAAGCCGCAGUUGAGCUGCAGCCAUCCUCUAGGUGGGUUCUCUCUUGCGCACCCCCUGAUCUUUUACUUCGUGUUUGAUGUACUGACAUGGUAG